Molecule: messenger RNA, 13053 nt
Organism: Fukomys damarensis (Damara mole-rat)
Lineage: Eukaryota; Metazoa; Chordata; Mammalia; Rodentia; Bathyergidae
Gene: Jrk
Product: Jrk helix-turn-helix protein
Exons: 5
Coding region: 3137-4819 (560 amino acids)
Cellular component (GO): nucleus
Molecular function (GO): DNA binding
Source: RefSeq, a predicted model, not a curated record
CAGCUGGCCUCGGCCCCGCCCUCCGCUCCCACACCCCACCCCUGCGCCCUCGGUGGUCCGACCCACGUUACCGGCCCUCGCAGCUUUGCUUUUCCCGGAAGGGGAAGGGGGAGUCGGAGAGCUCUGAGUGUCUUAGCGGCAUCUGGCGGCCAUUCUCAACACUGCAGGCGCUGCCGGUCCGGGACGACCCGGACACCCGCAGCCUCUCUCGCUAGCUCUUGAGACGGAGGCGCCCGCCGGCCCAAAGGAUCUAACAUUUCCGGGCUAGACAGCAGAUUUUGCAAGGAAAAUGGGACACCGCGGAUUUCCAGGGCGUUCCAGUGCGCCUGCUCUGGGCCUUCCGACCCUGAAGAGCUAAGAGGCCUAGCGGAUUCCUGGAGGGGCGGGGUGAAUCGGAUCCGCCCUCUCCCCGGGCGAACACUUCAGGCCCAGCCUGCACCCUCUUUACGCCCCCCCGGCCCUCACCCCACUUCCUAGAUCCUGAGGACCCCUAAGGGCACCCCAAGCGUUCCGAUCCCAAGCAUUCCCGUCCCCUCACCCCCUUUGGAAACCCGAGCUGGCAGCGCUGGGUGUCGGGGGAGGAGCAGAUGAAAGUGACUCAGCAGCCUCGUCGUAGGUGUCUGUCCUUGGCGCUGGCCGUGGCACAGUCUUGUCCCACACGCUCGUUCCUCACAUAGUCCCUUUCCUUCGUGGGUGGGAGUAGGAGCGACCCGAGAGGGUUUUCGAUGGCCGUGAACGCCGGUGACCCGGGAGGCAGGCCCAGGAGGAAGCGCUGUGCCCUACUCAGGGGCUGGAGCAGCCUGGCUCGUGUACUCACAGAGGAGGAUCAGGGGACACACUGCCAGAUGGCCUGAGCAGCCCCAUGCCACUGUCCCACGCUGUGCUGGGUGGCAGGGCCGCUGGUCUCUGUCUCCCUUAAUAGCAGACACUGAAUUUUCCAGUUUUGCUUCUGGGACCUGCGGCUGUAACAGAGCCAGAUCUAGGUUUCCUAGAUCCCUGGCUCUGCUUGGGUAGCAGGGACCAGGAGCACACACUGCCUGUCAGCGAAAACAUUGCACACACUUGCCCCCAAACAUUGCAUAUACUUGUCCCUCUAACAUCCACCUAGUCCUGGCUGGGCUCUGAGAGCCAUCUGGGGAGGGGUGGCUGAGGACUGAAGACUUGUCCUUAGAGCCUUUUAAUCGUGUUCCAAGUCCAGCGUCCUGUCACUCAGUUUGAUUACUGUAUCCCAUCUGACUGCUGGACUCUGACCUGAGCUCUGCAGGCUCCCUGAGUGCACUCCCUGAUCCCUGAUCCCUCAAUCCCCAGGCUGAGCCAGGUCCAAGGCCCUUCUCUCCUGGAAUCCCCCUCACUCCAACCCCCCAAACAUGCUGACCUCCAGUUGACACAGAUUUGAUUGCACAAGCCUAUCUCCAUGCUGCUGGACCUUAGGGACAGGGUACCUGCUGACCAUUGUGUCCCAGGCCAUCACAUGACAGGUGUUCCAUGCUCUUAAAUGCUUGAGGGACCCUCACCUUUCUGCCUGCCAACACCAGCCAUGUUGCUCUCUCACAAGGAUGUGGCAUCUUGGUGUGGGUUACCAGCAGUUUACUGGGGGAUUGGAAGGAGUCCAAGUCAGAUGGGAGAUUUCUGGGCUCUGGACCAGAAAGCCCCUUCUACAGCUUGUGCCUGGGGUGUGUGAGCCUGCACAAUGUGUGGACAGAAACUUCAGGCAGGGCGUUAUCCCUUUGCUUCCCCAGGACUCCAGUGUGUACAGUAGUGACAGGCGUCACCACCAGGGGCAGGCCUCCUGCUCAACUUCUAGCAGCUGCUGCAUCAGUUUUGGCUUCUGCACCUGGAGAGGAUGGUCUCAAGGAGCCACCCAGCAGAGCUUGAGCCAUGGAGCAGCAGAGUUUGGGUGGCCACUGGACCCUGCUGGCCUGGAAGCCACCUGCUUUCCUCUGCUGGGGCCGCUCCCUCCUCUUCAGAACACGUGCCUCGCCUCUCUGUGUGACCCCAGCCCCUCUGCCCUGGCCAUCACGUUGCUCUUCUUGCCUCACACUGUGAUGACCACUGGAUAAUCAGAACUUUAUCUUGGGAAUCUUAACUUGGCAUCCACCAAUUCUCUCCCGCCUUGGAAGGCCCCACGUUCACAGGUUCUGGAGGCUGGGAUGUGAGUGCCCUGGGUCAUCAUCCAGCCCACCACAGUGCACCUCUGCAGUUCUCAAAGUUUCACCCCAUCUCAAGAUCCCCCAAAGUCUCCAUCGCAGCAAAUACUCAAGUCUCAAUGUCACUGAAGUCUCUUCAGCUCAGCCAUUUCAAAUCUCUUCAUCAGAGACAAUUAUGCCAGGGUGAGGCUCCAGGUCAGGUUGGCCAGACGGGCCAGGGCACUCAGCGGAUAGGGAAGUAGGAAGGUCCUGGGAGCUCCCUGCUCAGACCUGCCUGGCCUUCCGCGCCGACCCUUCUCGGACUACUGAGCCUCACUCAAAACAGUAUUUCCACUUCUCAUAACACCAGGGCUCUCGUAAUUUGGCACCAACUCUACGAAAGGGGAGACCAACCCGCAGGGUUCCCGCCUCGCCUCUAGCCCCAGCUCAGCCCGGGCUCGCCUCCCACACACCACUGAGGCCGAGUCCUCCGCCCUGCCUAGAGCAACCCCGGAAAUGACCGGGGGAAGGCCUCGAGGAGCGGACCGGCAGCGGACAGCACUUCCGGUGGACGGCUGCGGCUCGGCGCUCGCGGUUUCUGUAGGGCUGUGGGUGAAACACCACUGUGGACCCUGGAGAGAGGCAUUCCCAGCUCAUGCUGCAAAACAUCAAUUAAUGAAACUUGGCAGUGUUUGAGGGAGCUCUGUUGCUGUCUAUGCAGAGAAGACCAAGGGUCCAGCUGAGUGGAGCAAGUCCCAGGCAGCGUGACAUUGGCCACCUGUCCUACAGAGAGACCUGGUGGCAGACCAUGUUGUUAGGAGCCAAGGCCUGAGCUUGCUGGAGCCCAGCCACUGAAGGAAGGCUGAGGCAAGAGAUUGCUGCAAGUGGGAGGCAGAGCCAGUGAGGGACUGGGCUUGAACCUGGUAUCAGCAGAUCAGAAGGCUAGAGGGAAGAGGGAGAGAACUAAGGCAGGGAAGGAAUAGUGCCAGGCUAGACCACACCAGCCCCUCAUGGCCUCCAAGCAGAAUGCUGCAAAGGGCAGGGGAGAAAAGCGCAAGCGGGUGGUACUGACACUGAAGGAGAAAAUUGACAUUUGCACACGCCUGGAGCGGGGUGAGAGCAGGAAGGCACUAAUGCAGGAGUACAACGUGGGCAUGUCCACCUUGUAUGACAUCAAGGCUCACAAGGCCCAGCUGCUCAGAUUCUUUGCCAAUUCAGACUCCAGACAGGCACUGGAGCAGAGGCGCACUUUGCACACGCCAAAGCUGGAGCACCUGGAUCGGGUGCUGUAUGAGUGGUUCCUGGUAAAGCGUGCUGAGGGCAUCCCUGUGUCAGGUCCCAUGCUCAUCGAGAAGGCCAAGGACUUCUACGAGCAGAUGCAGCUGACCGAGCCCUGUGUGUUUUCUGGAGGAUGGCUUUGGCGCUUUAAGGCCAGGCAUGGCAUUAAAAAGCUAGAUGCAUCCAGUGAGAAGCAGGUGGCCGACCACCAAGCAGCUGAGCAGUUCUGUGGCUUUUUUAGGAGCCUGACUGCUGAGCAUGGGUUGUCCCCUGAGCAGGUUUACAGUGCUGAUGAGACUGGUCUUUUCUGGCGGUGCUUGCCAAAUCCCAACCCGGAUGGUGGAACCAUACCCAGCCUCAAGCAAGGCAAGGACAGACUGACUGUCCUGAUGUGUGCCAAUGCCACGGGCUCCCACAGAAUCAAACCCUUGGCCAUCGGGAAGUGUGGUGGCCCUAGGGCGUUCAGAGGCAUUCAGCACCUUCCUGUUGCCUAUAAAGCUCAGGGUAAUGCCUGGGUAGACAAGGAGAUUUUCUCAGAUUGGUUCCAUCACAUCUUUGUCCCCUCGGUGCGAGAACACUUCAGAACGAUAGGUUUGCCUGAAGACAGUAAGGCCAUUCUCUUGCUGGACAACUCCCGGGCCCAUCCACAGGAGUCUGAGUUGGUAUCUGAUAACAUUUUCACCAUCUUCCUGCCUGCCAGUGUGACCUCCUUAAUUCAGCCCAUGGAGCAAGGCAUUCGAAGAGACUUCAUGAGGCACUUCAUUAGCCCUCCCCUCACUCUGCAGGGCUUCCAUUCCCGCUACAGCAUGAACGAUACAAUUUUCAAUGUGGCCUGUGCCUGGAAUGCCGUGCCCAGCCAGGUCUUCAGGCAGGCCUGGAGGAAGCUGUGGCCUGCAGGCGCCUUCACUGAAGGCUCAUCGGAGGAAGAGGAAGUGGCAGCAGAACACUGUACCUCUAAGCCUCACCAUAAGACUUUUGCCCACAUCCUUGAGCUGGUGAAAGAGGGCCCCUCCUGCCCGGGCAGUAGGCUUCAGAACAUUGGGACAGAGAAGCAGGGCACAGUUGGGAGGGAGGUGGGUGAGGCACACACUACUACACCACCAGCCCAGGCCGAUGGGCAUGCAGAAGAAGGAGAGCGUGGCACUGAGGAGGACGACGAAGCAGCCUGGGAGCAGGCAGCAGCAUCUUUUGAAGCUAUUGUGCACUUUGCUGAACAGCAGCCAUGCUUCACCAUGCAGGAGGCAGGGCAGCUGGAUGCGCUACACUCUGUAUUCAGGCAACAGUGGCAGCUAAGACAGCGGCGGGUUGCUCUGAGAGCUGUGGUCAAAAUUGAGGCCUUCCAGGAGUGCCCUGCUGGUGGCACAGGCUCAACACUUUCCCCCUUGCCCUGCUCAUCUACAGCAGGUGAUCACUGAUGAUACCCUGCAGCUGGGCUCCCUAGAGUGGGCACAUGCUCAGGCGCCCAUAGCUCUCACCAGCUGCUAUAUUACUCAGGAGGCCUGGCCCCACGGUGUUCCAGCUGACCAGGGGUUUUCUGUAACACUGGUCAUAUGACCUGAAUGGGAUGAGACCUGCAAGGAGACCCCCUACCUGAAGCACCUCCGAAUCUUCUGUAGCUGCAGAUGGGGCCAGGCUGGGCCAUGUAUGUCAAGGGCAAGGCAUGUCUGCCCAAGAGGAGAAAAGCAGCAUGCUAGCCCCAGAAGGGUUGGGCUGCUGGGCGUUCCUGUGUAGGGUGGACCCCGAGCCUGGUACCUGAAGGCAGGUUGCCAAGGACUGACUCAGAUCACCUCUAGUGCCAUUAUAGAGCACUUGUGGCUACAUAGGCAACAAACAAAACCCUCUUACAGGUGCCUACUUCAGCCAUGGUCCUAAACAGACUAGCAUCCCCUGUGGCCAACAGGCCUCACAGCUCAGGUGUGAGCCCCACUGCAGCUGACAGGGUGGGAUGGGUUUCUCUAUAGAGUUAGAGCUACCUGGCCAGGUCCUCUCAUCCCCAGGGACCAUGGACACUGCUCUUUUCAGCCUUUGGUUCAAAGGCCAGUGCAAAGUCCAUAUUCUAUGCUCUCCUGAAUUUCAUGGUUACAGCCUUUAUGUGGAGAGAUCUUGAUGAGAUGUUCCAAAAUUAGUCCUAGGUUUGCACUGAGCAUGGUAAAACAGGCUGUUGGGAGCUCCAGCAGUGUUCGAGCUUUUAUCCUCAGCUAACAGGUUAGUAAUACUACCAGUGAAGGCAUAUCCACAUGGGUUGGUUUCACAAAAUCAUUGUGAAAGGAUGCAGUUAGUGAUUUCCCCAGACCUUGUAGCUGAUUUGUAGCUUCUCAUUUUAUGGCCGCCUGUACCAUCAUUUCAGCAGGCCCUUUGUCCGUGGUCAUUAGCGCUUCUGAAUGUACAUGAAAUAGGUGUAUUUUUCUAUGUUCUUUCACUGCUUUCCCCUGAACUCCAUUCACUCUCAGAUUCGCGUCAUGGUAACUGAAUCGACACCUAGUUUUCAUUCCAUUGUUCACUAGUUAUUCCACCAAGACUUGCUCCCAGGAUCCCAUGAAGCCAAGGGGACUUGGGGGAGAGUGGUUUGCAAUUCUUACAACUGUCCAAAUGCUGAGGCCAUAGUCAUUGCCUCUGUAACACUAGAGGCCAUGUGUGUUUCUUGUUUUAAAGGCAUGUGUGAAGACUAUAAAAAUCAGAUAGUUUUCAGAGGUUUUGUGCUGAUUCUUUGGGCCCUGCUGCCUCUGGUCAUGCUGCUGUCACACCAUUUCCUUCCCAUAUCUGGGGCGAUAAUGGCACUGUGUGCCAUUUCUGGCUGUCGCCAGAGUCUUGAGUUGCAGCUGCUUGAGGUGCUGCAGGAGGUAAGAGGUCAGGGCUCACUGGUUGCUGGCAGCACCAAAGGACAAAUUACCUACAGGAUGUCAUAUGUCACCUCAGGUUUGAGGUAGAGCUGCUGGAGCUUUGGUGGACCUUGCCAGGUCCCUUGUAGAUGGUUUACACUCAUGAGAUUUUCCAUCUGAGGACCAGAUCUUCCCCUCACUACCUGCUCCUGUUCUGACUAUUAUGGUCUGACUGUCAGAAUGAUGUCUGGCCUCCGAGCACUCCUUCCAGAGCCAGCUGAGGGAACAGCCCCUCUAGUUGGAUCCCUUGUGCCCCACUGGGGUUCUUUUGAGGAGUAGGAUCUGGGCCGUGCACUCUGCCUCCACAGAACACUUGGUAGCUUCCUCAUUGGCUUGCCACUGGAUGAAUAGAGUAUACAGUGUACAGAAAUGUCAGGUGCAUGUGUACUGUGGAGGCCCAGAGCUGCUGCUUAUCUGGGCCCAGGUGCCCAACAAGCAUUCCCACCUCUGCUACCUUCUGGAUUCCUCACAGAGCCUCCUGUGCCCUCCAAACAUGUUUGUCCUUCAUUUGUGACUAGCUUCUUAGGUGCUGUAGCUGUGCUAUGUGUUAGCUUUAGAAUCUUUUCCUGGUUUUAGGUGGACUUGCUACCAGAAGCUGAGAUAGCUGGUUGGACCCUGUUUCCCCUUCCCCUCCACAGACCUGCAAAAGCUUUUGGGAAGCCCCCAACUUCUCCAGAGCAGGGUGAGCUUCCUGGUCCCAUUUAAAUGCUUACCCUUCCCUGGGAGCCUGGUUGAGCCCAGCCCACCCCACCACCCCCCAUCCCCACUGUUAGGUACUGCAUGCAAUCCUCUUAGGUCCCCUGGCUAUUCCCUUCCUACUAGUGGAGACCAACCCUGUGUUCACUUUUGGGUGCCUCCUAGCAGCCAGGAGCUGGUGUGCAUACACUCUUGUGUGCUCCUAGUGGAAGGCCCUUGGGGGUGGUAGCCAUCUCAUGGUGACAUACCUGGCCCCUUCCCCCUGCACACAUUUCCUGAGUCCUUGUCAAGGACCAGCCAUGUUGCCAUUGAGGACCCUGCAGGCCGCUCCUGGGAGGUCUGACCCCAGGUUCCUGAAGCUUGGGUUAACAGCACAUUCAGGGCUCACUCCAGGCCGGGGCUGGCUACUCUGCCCCCACUGGGGUCUUGAGGCCCCUUGAGGGGUCUCCAUUCUCAGUGUGACCUCUCCAGUCAGGUAGUCAGGUAUAGUGCCUGGCCAGUGCUGCCACAUUGGAAUCUAGGAGAGGAGGCCCUGAGUGUGAUGGGAGGUUAGGACUCCACAGUGCAGCUCUCCUUAUGUAAGACAAGUGGCUUGUGCUUCUGGGGUGCUGGGUGGAAUGUGGAAUGCAGUCUCACCUGUUUCACAGGUAGGUGGUUUUAAGGCUCUUUGUCCUGAGAGUUAGUGUCUAGAGUGCUGGGGCCUGGACUGCCUGGCAUUCUGCAAGUGUUAGAGAAGACCAUCCUGGCUGGUAGCUAGUUGGAGGCAGCUGCUCCCUGCCUGUGGGAGAAUGGAAUUCCUGUUGGGUAGAGCAGCAAAUAUAAUGGUGUGGGUCACCUGUGAGGAUGCAUCAUUCCCAGGCAGCCAGCCCCAGCCAUUGUCCAUGGCAAGGAGUGUGAGAAGACCGAGAUCACGGCUUUUGUCUGAUGGGUGGAGCAGGGCAGCAAAGUUUGGGCCAAACCAGGAUCCAUCCCCAUGACUUCUGUGGGAACACAUAGCUGCUCUGGGAGGAGGCAACACAGGCCCUGCCCAGCACAGCAAGUGUCCUGGCAUAUAAAUGAGCUUGGGUGGGGGGAUGUUCUGGGUACAAGUGUCAGGACUGGGUGGUCCUGUAGCCUGGCUUACUAUGGAACCAUGAAGGAUAGGCAGUGGAGCUGAAUGGCAGAGACUGGGCAAGUACCCGUGCUUUCCCAUUUGCCCAACACCCUUAGUAUUCUACCACAGUGGCUGGAAGGGCAUUGCAGGGUCCUCAAGCCUUUGUGUGGUCAGACAACCCCAGGCACCAUGACUUGGGUAAAAGAGAUAAACCAUGGAGCUGUUGUUUGAGCAGUGGGGGCUCUGAGGGCCCAACAGUAGCCUCACCAAAGCAGAGAUCCCUAGGCCCCACCCAGAGGCUCCUGUGGAGUUGUGAAGUCCAGAACUUCUGCCCACCCUCCAGCAGUGCUGGAUAGUGCUCUAUCCCUGUCGGACCCCUCAGGUGUGGGAUGUUAGACCUGUGACCUCUAUCUCCAAGAUAGCCAUAUUACAGACUGCUCUUGUGUGUCCCCCCAAAGUAACUUCUUUGAAGUCCUAACCCCCAGUGGGAUAGUGUCAGAUGGGAGGCUUCUGGUCAGUGAUUGGGUUUAGGUGAGGUCACAGAUGACAGAUUAGACCCCUUACAAGAAAAGGAGAUUAGAGCUUUGCAUUCAGCAGAAUGUAUGCUGUCUGCACACCAGGAAAGGUCCUUUGCAGACACCUGAUCUACUAGCAUCUUAAAGGCACUCCAGCCUCCAGAACUGGAAACAGUCAGAUCCUGUUACUUAAGCCACCUGGUCUGAUCUUUUGUUACAGCAGCCUUAAGGGACUGAGACACACAAUAAGGAGAGGAAAGGUUCUAGCCAGCCCUGCCAUCAUCUAACAAUGUCAGCCAUGGGCCUGGCAGGGGGGUCUUGGGAUAAGCGAGAGCUGCCCCCCUCCUAAAGGCUCACCAGUGUACUGGGCAAUGGGAUGGAUCUACCCAUUUCACCUUGACCUGGGCAGAGGAGAUACGUGUGGAGCCAGGACCUGCUGGGUGGCUGUUGAUAGAGAUUCUAAUCAGCUUCUACACAAGUGAGCCAGGUAAAGAAUAGUCUGAUCGUGGCAGAGCCAGGCUCUUUGGCCACAUGUAUCUCCUGGUGGGGCCACAGGUCUCUCCAGGUUUCACAACAGCAGUGCCAGCCUUCCCACAUAAUAUCUGUUUCCAGCUUCCUGUGAAAACUUCCAUGGAUACUUGUGUAUCUUCUACUCUGCUCCCUUCCCCCAUUCCUUGUGCUAAGUUCCAGUCUCAGUACGGGGUCCUCAGACAGGUCCCCUGCUGCUCUGGCUCAGGUCACCUUCUCCAGAGACAGGAAGACCUGGGUACUCAUGGACAGGCAAAAGCAGGGCAUGGAGUACAGCUGUAGGCCAGUGCUAACCUAACCCCUUUCUUUCCCUCUGGUCUCCUGAGGUCCUAGUCCGAGUCCUGUGUGGCACCAGGGCCAGCCUGCUCUCUCUGUGUCCCCCUGCCUUCUUCCCACUUAUUCCUGCAGGCCUGCUGGCUUCCUCAGAGACUGUUUCCUAUACAGGAAAAGAGAUGGGCCUGGGAUGCAGAGGGCUCUACUUGGGUUGAGUGGGGAUACCCCUGAGGCCCACCUGCUUCAGCCAAAGUGAUCCUCACGGCUGCAUGCUGGCCAUGUCCCCACUCCCCUGCCCUGGGUUGGGGAGCCACCAGGCUGCUUACCAGGCAAUUCUGCCAGGCCUUUAAUGACAGAAGCCUCCUUAGAUGUGGACAGGUGGGUAGGGCUGUCCUCUCUCCUGGACUUGCAGGGUGUGAGUUCUUCACAGUUGUCUAGGGAGGGUUGCUAUGCCAUGCCUGGCAGAGACAGGAACAGGAUAGGGGACCAUGGUUGUCACUGUCACCUGCGCAUUACCCAUAGGGACUCAGUAGAAGGAGCUGCUGAGGACGAGCUACUGGGAGGUGAUGCUAUAAUUAGACCCAAGUCUAUGGGACCUGGGGCUGGGGUCAUCCUUUUCUGACACUGGCCCUUAGUGAGGGGAUACCCCAAAUUGUGUAUGUGGCAGCCAUGACAGGAGUGGGGAGGCAGUAGGUCUAGGGCUGUGGAAAUAGCCUGUUCUCCUCUCAUUUACAGGAAGCUCUCUGCCUGCUUGUCCUCACCUAGUGUUGGCCCUCUGCUAGUCAUAUCCCUGUUAAUGGGACAGUACAUAUUAGCACAGAGUUUUGUUUUUCUCUGUAAGGUCUGCAGUGCUCCUUUUUCAGUAACAGGAAUAGCUGCAAUUUAUGAAGACACAUGAAUCUCUUUUGGUUCCAAAUAUGGGCCACCAGGUCCCUCUGCACCUUAUUGUUUAACUGAAGAGCAGUGUUUAAAAUAAUGGAGAAGAGAGCUCUGGGAAUGGGUAGCUUAGAGAGGACCCCCUACUCCACAUGGAAGUGGAGUCAUGGCAGGGGUGGGGGAUGUGCCAGGGUAGUUGUAGAACCUUCUGGCCUCCUUGGACUUGGCCCAGCCCUGGUCUAGGUAAUUCUUAAACCAGAGUUCCUCUUCAGCCAAGCAACCCUUGGCCUCCUCCUUAGCACCCUGGACAUCCCAUCUUCAUGUAUUCCUAGAACCAAAUGGUCCACUUCUCACUGGCCACAGGGCUCCAACCUCUAACACCUCUCCCAUGCCCUGUCCACUCCCAGCCGAGGCAUAGACACAAGGCCCUGCCCCACAGGGUCCUGCCCAGCCUGGAGGCAGCCUUCCGUACAAGAUGGAGAGUUAGGUCCACAGCUCUCUCUCUCUCUCUCUCUCGGGGGGGGAAAAAAAAAGACUUACAAAAUGUUGCUUUUCUACUUGCAGAUAAAAUGAGUGAAAAAGCCAGGCAUUCUAUUGAACUCAAUCAGAGCUCUCAUUGAUUGAAUUGUCUCCCCUCAUGCCAUCUAUUGGGGCAAUAAAUGCAUUAUAGGGUCCUCCUCCACUAGUAUUUAUAUCUGUGUCCUUUGCUUGAGUCCUCAAGUCAGCCUUGGGGGAUCCCUUGAACCAGGGCCAAGUCAGGGUCUCCAUUCUGCCUUUAAGGGCACCACCUCUGUGCAGAGCAUAAAGCCACAAAAAUGUGGGUGCCACCCUGCUCCUGGUGGGCAGGGGAUUGGGCAAUAACCCUCUUGUCAUAUUUUCCCAGGGGCUCACCACCCGCCACCCAUCCGUGCGUGCUGCUACUUGUGUGCAUGUGAUGUGUAUGUGCCAGAAGCCAGCACACCCACCAGGACUAUCUGUGCCCACCUGCCUCAGUCUCUGCCAAAAUCAACCCAGGGACAUUUUCCUUCAGACUUAAGAGCAUGACAGGUUCAUGCCCUACUGAUGCAAGAGUGCACAGCUUGGUGGCUCCUUUUCAUUGUCCUCAUUUGAAAUUGCAGGAACAAAUUCCCAAAUCCCAAGAACUCGCCCAAGCUUUGGGCAGCCUGAUCCUUAGCCACAACCCUUCAUGGCACAGGUGAGCAGUGAGUCCUAUCUGACCCAUUCCCACCAGGGAGAACCUUGCCCUUGGUAUCUGCUUGGCCCAGGCCCAUCCACACUUGUACUUGAUAAAAACAAAUGGAUGAAGGGGUACCCACAGCUCCUAGUUUGCUAAUCACCAAAAACCCCACCCUGACCGCCUGGUACCCACAUGGUAUGCCAGCUGUGUGCUGGGCCCAUGAUGCUGCUGGUUCACAGCAGGUUAAGUGCCUCUCACAGUGAGCAGCCAGGCCCCCACAGCCUCUACACUGUGAUCAAAGGCUUCUGGGGCUUUCUUAUUGAUUGGAUUUUAUUUGCUGACAUUAAGUGUCACUGUAGACAGGCAGGCAGGCUUGGCUUCCUGGUUCAUAAAUGGGAUCAGAGUGUUAUUGUGAGUCCUUUGAAAGCAUCACAAAGGACAGCUAUGCCUGUCACCUGCCUCUACUGUUUAAUCUUGUACCAGCUGCUGUGGCUUCUGCAGCCCUCCCAGGCCUCCCCACCCCUUGAGCCCUCAGCUGGGCUAUUGUUGAACUCGAAGUCUGUUUAUAGGCCAUUCACAUACUGAAAACCAAGGGGCGCUGCCUAGAGUGAGAUGAUUGGCAUGUGGGCCAGAAAACUGAAAGGAAGACUCAACCUGCUUGGACAUGGUACCAUCUAAUAAACUUGCAGCCCAGAUGAAAUAAAGGAGGAAGAAGAGAAAGUCAACCUACAUAUGUAAAGCUCAUGCUGCAUGAGCAGGGACAUCUUUUGUUACUGCCACUGCCUGUGGACAUCAGACUCCAGCUUCUUCAGCCUUUCAGUGUGAACUCAUUAUCAACAACUCUUCAGGGAACUUCCAGGCCUUCAUUCUCAGACUAAUGCCACAUCCUGGAUCCCCCUUGUUCUGUGACUUCCAGCUUGUGUUAAGCAAUUACUGCACCCUCUGACUGUCCAGAAGAUGGCCAUUGUGAACUCUUCUGGCCUCUGAUUCUGUAAGCUUACACAAUAAAUCUCCUUUAAAAAAGUACCUUUCCUCUAGAGAAACUAACCAACACAACCUCCUGAAAACAGCUGUGUUUCUCUUACCUGACACCAGAGCUCACAAUGCAUUCCUUGUCGGUCAUUUGCUCUGAUGUCAUAACUCCCUCACCAGACAUUCCCACCUUAGUGAUGGAGAGUGGGAGCCCAGAAAGGGGCAGCAAGGUUGCAGUUUGGACUAGCUGAGCAUUGGAAUGUCUCCUUGACCCUGUUGAGCCUUCCUCUUCCUCCUCUUCCUCUUCCAUCUUGACGUCAACUCUGUUCCUGGGGCACAGGCUAUACUAGUUUCCUCCUUAUAUCCUACAGAAACCAAUAACAAAGUCCUUUCAGGUGAAAUGAUGUGACUGGGUUUGCUCCAAGAUACUCCAGGAAGAGCAGGAAAGGACAGACACAGAGAGAACAUUUGAUGGAGGUCUGGACCUGAGCACUCUCAUACUGGUCCUCUUCCCUUGUGUGCCAAGUUCACCAUAGUGAACACCUUCCUCAUACUGCCAGGGAGGAGGCUGCACCCUGCCAAGAGCUCUAGCUCUCAGCAUCCACUCACUGAGGGACUUAUGACAACAGGAGCUGCGCUG